GUUUGAAGUAAGUUUAUUUAGUAAUUAGAAUGAUGGUGGUGUGGUUUGGCGUGUUGACACUGGUGGCUGCAGCUGAUGCUGAUGGUGUGGAAUCAUUUGCAAUAGCAGAUGCCACAUAUUGUUCAACGAAUGAAACCUUUGCCACUUGUAAAGUUGAUUGUCCAUCCGUGUACUGUCCAGUGAAUGAUGACAGAGCUAGAGUAGCUUGCGCCGUGGCCUAUCCAUGCCCGCCUGGUUGUAUCUGCAAUGCGAACUAUCGCAGACUGAGUCCAGCUGACGAUAAGUGCAUUUUGGCUUCCGACUGUCCCCCGGUGAAAUGUAAAAGACCUAACGAAAUAUGGAACUCCUGUCCGCCAAACUGCUUAGCCGAGCGGUGCGACGACAUCGGCAGGAACCAAACGAGCUGUCCCCUGCCGCAGUAUUGCGAUCCGCAGUGCGUCUGCAAGCCAGGGUUCUACAGGAAUGACAGGGACAUAUGUGUCCCCGUUGCUGAAUGCCGAAAAUGCCCUGCUAACGCUAUUUUCAAAAAGUGCCCGUCUCCCUGCCCUGCUACAUGUGACAACCCUACAGGCGACAGGCCAUGCUCUAGAGCUUGUGAAGAGUACGGCUGUGAAUGUAAACCGGGCUAUGUCCUGUUUAAAGGAAAAUGUAUAUCACUGCAGAAGUGUCCAGCUGCCAAAUCCUGCCAAAAGAACGAAACGUUUGCCGCGUGUAAAGUGAACUGUCCAACUGACUUCUGUCCAGUGAAUGACAAUAGAGCAAGUGUAGCUUGUUCAGUGGUCUAUCCGUGUCCACCUGGUUGUAUCUGCAAAGCGAACCACCGCAGACUGAGUCAAGCUGACGAUAAAUGUAUUCUGGCUUCAGAUUGUCCCCCGGUAAAAUGUAAAAGACCCAACGAGAUAUGGAACUCCUGUCCGCCAAAUUGUUUGGCCGAUAGAUGCGACGACAUCGACAGGAACCAAACGAGUUGUUCCCUGUCGCAGUAUUGCGAUCCCCAGUGCGUCUGCAAGCCAGGGUUUUACAGAAAUGACAGCGACAUUUGUGUUCCCGCUGCUGAAUGCCGAAAAUGCCCUGCUAACGCUAUUUUCAAAAAAUGCCCGUCGCCCUGUCCGGGCACAUGUGACAACCCUAGUGGCGAUAGACCGUGCGAAAGCGCAUGUCUUGAAUAUGGUUGUGAGUGUAAACCGGGUUAUGUUUUAUCUAAUGGAAAAUGUAUAUUGCUGAAGGAGUGCCCAGCUGCCAAAUUGUGUAAGAAGAACGAAACCUUCGCUGCGUGUAAAGCGGAGUGUCCGAAUAGUUAUUGUCCGGAGAAUGACAUAAGAGCGAUUAUAGCUUGUGAUCCUCCUUACCCAUGCCGAUCCGGUUGUAUCUGCCAAGCGAACCACCGGAGACUGCGUUCAAACAAUGAUAGAUGCAUUUUGGCAUCUGAUUGUCCUCCUUUAAAAUGUAAGAGACCUAAUGAAGAAUGGAAUCGUUGUCCAUCGAACUGCUUGGCCGAGAGAUGUGAAGACAUUUACAGAAAUCAAACAGAAUGUAAUAAGUCGUAUUCGUAUUGCGACCCCAAAUGUGUGUGCAAGCAAGGCUUCUACAGGAACAGCAGUGAUGUAUGUGUCCCCGCUGCGGAAUGUGGUAAGUAAGAAAACAUAUUUGAUUCUUUGAAAUAAAUAUGUUGCAAAGAA
Messenger RNA from Manduca sexta (tobacco hornworm), 1679 nucleotides. RefSeq names its product zonadhesin-like. Bases 30 to 1637 code for a protein of 535 amino acids. The transcript is spliced from 9 exons. NCBI's taxonomy places the organism in Eukaryota, Metazoa, Arthropoda, Insecta, Lepidoptera, Sphingidae. The record is from RefSeq and is a predicted model, not a curated record.